Harmonia axyridis is the source of this 2098-nucleotide messenger RNA. RefSeq names its product ethanolaminephosphotransferase 1-like. Gene Ontology annotation, cellular component: endoplasmic reticulum membrane; Golgi apparatus. The transcript is spliced from 7 exons. Gene Ontology annotation, molecular function: ethanolaminephosphotransferase activity. The record is from RefSeq and is a predicted model, not a curated record. Bases 350 to 1525 code for a protein of 391 amino acids. Gene Ontology annotation, biological process: phosphatidylethanolamine biosynthetic process. NCBI's taxonomy places the organism in Eukaryota, Metazoa, Arthropoda, Insecta, Coleoptera, Coccinellidae.
AAAUCGAGAGUUAGCUCCGACAACAUCGCACAAUUGAUCCUCACUUCAUUCCCAAACCAAACCAUAGGCAUAUAGCGUACAGCUGUCUUUACUUGUGUUGUUAUGUUAAUAGUUUUUGUGCAAAAAAAUUUAACAGCCUAGUGUUAUAAUUGUAUAACUGCGACUUGAAAUAAAUUCUGUGUGACAUGGAGACGCUUGAUAUUAUAGUGUUUAGAGUGUUUUAAAAGUUAUAACUGAAAAGUUAAAUCCGGUUUAUAUAAAUUAAUUAUGAUUUAAGCUGAAUUAUAAUCUUAUUAUAGUGAAUAGAGUUAUUACUGUGUAGAUUUGAAUAUCAAUAAACAUUUUCAAAAUGAUUAACUUCGAUUAUGAAUACUUGGACAGCGAGCAAUUAGCAGGAUUUGACAAAUAUAAGUACAGCUGCAAGGAUACAGGAUUACUCAGUAUAUAUGUUAUGCACCCAUUUUGGAAUUGGGUUGUCGAGUUUUGUCCAAAACAGAUAGCGCCAAAUCUAUUGACGUUUUCUGGCUUUGCCUUCACUGUAUUAACAACUGUUAUGUUCAUGGUAUUGGACUACUAUUUUUAUGCCUCCGACCAAAUUGGUCAUCCAGAAAUACCGUCAUUACCUAGAUGGACUUUCAUGUUGGGAGCUAUUUUCAUUUUCCUGGCGUAUACCCUAGAUGGGAUUGAUGGAAAACAAGCAAGAAAAACGGGGACCAGUGGCCCGCUGGGUGAACUUUUUGAUCAUGGUUUAGAUUCGUACUCUGCUGGACUGAUACCCUUAGCAGUGUAUUCCAUUUUCGGAAGAGGGGAUUACUACAGUUUAGAUGUCUAUCGAUUUUAUUUUAUGAUGUGUAACAUUCUUCUGAACUUCUAUUCUCCACACUUUGAAAAAUAUAACACUGGCCUCCUCUUUUUGCCUUGGGGUUAUGAUUUUUCCAUGUGGGGUACUAUUAUAGUGUUCGCAAUCACUGGGGUAGUUGGCCCUGAAUUUUGGCAAUUCAAACUAGAGAAUGGCAUCAAAACAGGGACAAUUUUUGAACUAAUUAUUUAUGGUUCAGCUCUCCUCACCAAUGUACCUAUUAUAGCUUAUAAUAUUUACAAAUCAUACAAGGAGAAAACUGGUUAUAUGAGAACUUUCAGUGAAGCUGUGAGACCCUUGGUGCCUGUUACAAUUUUAUUUGUUAUUUGCACUGUAUGGGUUAUGUUAUCACCCACACGUAUAUUAGAAAGAGACCCUCGGAUGAUUUAUUUGAUCCUUGGAACUAUAUUUUCGAAUAUUUGUUGUCGACUUAUUGUAUCCCAAAUGAGUAGCAGCAGAUGUGACAUCUUCAAUUGGUUAUUUAUUCCAUUACUAUUAGUUGUUUUGUCGUCUCUUUUUGUGAAGAUAGCAUUCUUGGAACUUUUAUUGACUUACAUAUUAUGUGCUUUGGUGACCGCUGCUCACCUUCACUAUGGAACUUGUUUGGUUCGACAAAUGUGCCGACACUUCGAUAUCAACUGUUUCUCCAUCAAAAACAAAAAUUAAUUCUUUCUCCUACAAGGCACCACUUCAGUUUCAUCAUCUAUCAACUGAAUAUUUACUAAUUGUAUUUUUUGUACAUUUGUAUGUAAUUUAUCUAACAAACUGAAGAUUUAAUUUUAUCUAUUAUUCCUGAAGUAAAUUAUAUUUUACUCAUUUUCGAUGAAAGGUUGUAUAUAUUUAUUACAGUUUAAUUUUAGCAGCUUUUGAGGUUAUUUAGGAUGUGUUUUUACAUAUGUAUUUUAAAGUUUCUGUGUAGAACAGACAAGCCAAAGAUGAAUUUGAGUCAUAAAAAUAGCAACAUUUUUCUUUAAUAGGCCUAAUAAAUGUAAUAGUUUGAAGUAUUAUUCAAGUGAAUGUUGUAUAGCAUGAUUGGGAGAGAAAGGAUUUAUAAUUGAGAAGCAUUAUUGCUCAAUAUAGAAUCAUUUAAUUUCUUUUAAAAAAAUUAUUUUCAGUGCAAGUUCCAGAGAAUAUUUUUCAGGGACAAGUGUAUAAUUUGUCUCACUAUAAUGUUUUUGCAAUAUGUAUGGCUGAAUGUAAAACUGUGUUAAAAAAUAAAAUCUGCAACUUCAAUUGUAA